AUGGCAACUGGGAAGUCUCACUGGGAAGGACUUUCAGAAAGCAGUGUACAUGGACAGCGACAUGAUCGUGACGCAGAACAGCGACCACUUGUGCCAGCGACCGGAGCUGUCCGCCGUUCGCGAUCCUGCGAUGAACGCCAGGGCGAAGACGGGCUUCAUUCCGAGGAGUUCAAUGCGGGGCUCAUGGUCUUGGAACCCAACGAGGCCACCUUUCAGCGCUUGGUGGACUUAGCUCCUCAGGUGCGCAGCUCUUCAGGUGGUGUGCAGCCCUUGCUGCGUGCUGCCUUCCCGGACUUUCAUCCGCUGGACCAUUGGCGCGACAAUGCCGCUUGGCUGGGAGCACGUCCGGGACGUGCUUGGUAUGACUGUAAAGACCGUGAAACGGAGACUCACUGA
Messenger RNA from Durusdinium trenchii, 396 nucleotides. The record is from the annotation of a GenBank genome assembly. NCBI's taxonomy places the organism in Eukaryota, Dinophyceae, Suessiales, Symbiodiniaceae.